UUUUUUUUUUUUUUGGUUUUUCGAGACAGGGUUUCUCUGUGUAGCUUUGCGCCUUUCCUGGAACUCGCUUUGGAGACCAGGCUGGCCUCGAACUCACAGAGAUCCGCCUGGCUCUGCCUCCCGAGUGCUGGGAUUAAAGGCGUGCGCCACCUGUGAGGCAUGGGCUGGCCCACUCCACAGCAGUAUCACAUCAGAGCCAUCCAGUAAGAAUCUGUAUUCUUUUUUGGGUUGAUUUUCUUUUGAUGCUUUGAGACACAGCCUUGCUGUGCAGCCCUUGUUGGCUUGGAACUCACCAUUAAGACCAGGCUGGCCUUGAACUUAUUGCAAUCCUCUUGCCUCUACCUCCCAAGCGUUGGGAUUAUAGGCAUGUACUCCCACACUGCUCAGAACCACAGGGUUUCUCUGUGUAGCCCUGGCUGUCCUGGAACUUGGUCUGUAGACCAGGUUGGCCUUGAACUCACAAAGAUCCAUCUCUCUCUGCCUCUCAAGUGCUGAGAUUAAGGCAUGAGCCACCACCGCCGGAACCUGUGCUUUUGAUAAGAUUGGCCCAUUAGAGUGUGAAGGCUAUUGCUCUGCCUGCACUCAGGGUGACUCCAAACCCCAUCUUUUUCCAAGAGGCAGAGGCAAAGACCACAUAGGUUCCAGGUAAACCAGACUCUCUAGAGCCUGGGGUCUUAAACUCUUGAGUCAUAACCCUAUAUGGGGUCAUGAAACUGAACAUAGGGGAUGGAGUAGCAAAAAAAAAAAAAGGCAACUGUAAAAGGUCUCUGAACAUGCAAGACUAACAAUUAAUUCUAAACCAAAUGUGUAAUGAAUCUAAGGGGAUUCUGGCAGUGCUUUCCCUGCAUUGCUCUGCAAGACUUCAUUGUAGCCAUGCUUCUAAACCGACAACAUGCUCACUGUUUGCUGUGCAUACUGUCAAACCAUGGAGUGCCAGAGACUCUGCCUGAAACACUUAGCUCAGAUCCGAGAUUAUUAUAUGCCACAAACUGCUGCACUUUCACUGCACACACCAGGUUCUCUGCUGCUAUAGAAACAUAACGGCUUGAUAACAGAAAAAAAAAAAGAAUAUUUUCCUACAGUCAUUCAUUCCUCAGCACCUGUAAAAUUAGUAUGUCCUUGGAUUGUAUUGUUAGAAUAUUUGAUUUUAAAAACCGCUCUUUGAGCUGGGUGGAGGUGGCGCAUGCCUUUAAUCCCAGCACUUGGAAGGCAGAGGCAGAGGCAGGUGGAUCUCUCUGAGUUCGAGGCCAGCCUGGUUUACAAAACAAGUUCCAGGACAGCAAGGGCUACACAGAGAAACCCUGUCUUGAAAACAAACAAACAAACAAAAAACAACAAAAAAGCCAACCAGAAAAAAAAUUCUCAAAACAACAACAAAACACUGCUCUUUGAAUUGCUGACUUGUUUCACAAAAGAUUAUUACAUGUAUUUUGGCUUAGGAUUUGCGUAGGAUUUCCAACAACUUCUGAAAUGACCCUAAACAUACUACUGCCAUUUUAUACUACGUAUGCAUGUAUGUAUGUAUGUAUGUAUGUAUGUAUGUAUGUAUGUGUUUUUUGAGGGGGAGGGAUCUUUUGUUUCCAAGGCUUACCUUGUGAACUAGCUGUGUAGCUAGGGAUGACUUUGAACUCCUGAUCCUCCUGGCCCCACCUCCCAAGCGUUAGGAUUACAGGUGUGUGCCACCAUGCCCAGCUGUUCUGUGGGAAUGUGAAGUGAAUUCUCAGCAUUGAUGAUUGUAAAAUCAGAGUAUCAGUCCACUCUGAAAAGCAAUGAGGACAAGCAUUCUGUAAAAUCAGAGUAUCAGUCCACUCUGAAAAGCCCUGAGGACAAGCGUUCUGUAAAUUGGUACUGUAGUAGCAUCUGCGAUCCCUACAGGCAAGAUGGGAGGCAGGCAGGAGAAUUUCAAUACUGGGUAUGUUGUUCAGCUUUGCCCGAGUUGGGAGACUUGGGCUCUGGUUUGGUAGACUUGCAGGAGCCCUCCAGACCACCACUAGCUCCAGUGUCCCUCGUUUUCAAUGAGUAUGUUGUGGGGAUUGAUUAAUGAGGUUUUCGUGUCAUACAUUAUCAAAUAUUCAGCCAGCAUGUAGUUAUUUGUGUAAAAAUGAGCAAAUGUACUUAUCUCAGUAUGGAAAUUUGCUUCUUUCUUUAAUAAACAAUACACAUAUACCAAAGACUUCUUUUUAAAAUGUUCCCUUAUGUUUGAUUAUCAGUAAAUGCUUGAUUUGUAUACCCGUUUUGUAUACCUGGGUUCGAGUAGAAUUUCUCAGGUGAGAAAGGAAGAGAAGAGUCUGUGAUGCUCCAAAGACAGGGGAGGCCAUCCAUGCCCCGUUUCAUACUCCUAGCCACUUCCCAGGUCAGUGUUCCCACCACAACAUUCGUGGUGCUCCUUGGUGUUUGGUCCAACCUGCUCAAACCCUGGCAGCAAGGCUGAUGGUAAUGAGCUAGAGUAACACCCCUGCCCCCCAAAACCCAGAGCUGUCCCAUUCAUCUUUCGGAGCUGCUUUGGUCUGCACAUGGCGUCUACAGCAGACGGCAUGAGCAGUGUGCCACUGAAACCCCGUGGUAGAAGAAAUGGGCUGAGUUAUAUAAACACCAUUUAUGGGAUUACCCCCAGAAGUAUGGUCUAAUUCUCAGUUCCCCUAACUAUUCCAGACUGCUUCUUCAAGCCAUCUGGCUCUAAGGUGAAUUUCUCCAUGGAACAUGACUUUUCCUAAGAGUGAUUCUCUUUCUGUAUGGCAUCUGCAUUCUGCUUAGGGCCUGAGAGAUGUUGCAUUAGGGCGGGGAAGAUGAGUCAGCGGGCAAACGGCUUGCAAUGCGGGCAUGAGGGUGUGAGUUCAUAUCUCCAGAACUUACGUAAAUCGAUAUUAAAUUAGUGUCUGCAAUCCCCGCAGGCAGGGAACUUCCAGAAGCUGCCUCCUCCCGUGGGCCAGCUACUCUGGCUUAUGAGGAGCAAACAAGAGACCCUGUCUCAAACAAGGUGGGAGGUGAGGACGGAUACCUGAGGUUGAUGUCUGACUUCCACAGGUAUGCUUCACACACACACACACACACACACACACACACACACACACACACACGUGAGAUUUAAAAAAAAAAAAUCGCAUUAAUUAGGCAUGAUUACACAUGUAUUGGAGACCAGCCCAGGCUACUUGAGACUCUGUCUCUAAACAUCAAAAACCAACCAAUGAAACAAACAAAUAAAUAAAAUUCCAUUGCAUUAACAAUCUACCCCAUCUCAGUUCUGUGAUCUCAGGUAAGUUGCGAACAGAUGUGCUCCUGCCUGGCCUGCCUUUGUCAAGGACUGAAAUAUGGCUUUUGAAAGAGAAUGAGGAAUUCUGAAGCUCCCGUGAUUUGAGGUAAGUUCCACAUGAAUCCCAAGUGUCUGUGGAACACCCGUGAGGAAGACAGCCAACAGCUGAGAUGUACUUGAGGAAUAAAUCUUCUCUAGAGGGAAUGCUCUUAUCCUAGACUAUCCACAGGGCUGUGUAUUGUUGGCAGGUAGGAAAUACUUUUAUAUAAUGGGACUGGUGUGUGUGUGUGUGUGUGUGUGUGUGUGUGUGUGUAGCUGGCUGGGGAUCCCCAAUUGCCAGUCUUAUGUCUGUUUCUGUACAUUACUGGGAAUAUGGCUUAGCUUUGCCUGAGUUGGGAGACGUGGGACCUGGCUGGUAGCCUUACAGGCCCUUCAGACCAUCCCUACCUUUAGUUCUCUCUUUGCGGUGAGUAGGUCGUGUGGACUGAUUCCUGAGGUCUCUUCCAGCUCUGAUAUAGUCAGCAUCCUGCCUGCAGUACAGAGCCCUCAUUGCCGGCUUUCUUGUUCCACUUGAUUUUGGGGGCCUCUUCCUUCUUCUGUUUCAGUCCCUCACACCAGCUUCGGCAGAAGUGUGAGAUUUUGCUUUUUUGGAAAUUGUAUGUUACUCACUGGAAAUGCAGGAAGGAAGCUUCAGCCUGAAGUGUACUCAAAAAAAAAAAAAAAAAGCACACACAGAGCAAGAAACCACAGGGCCUAUCAGCCUGUCGUCAUCAAGCAGACUAGAAUAGUGUAGAAAACUCUAGGCAGAGAGGAAAUGAACUAGAGAGAAGGGGGAACAGGCCCCGAAGAGAGAGGAGAGAGGGCAGAGGCGAUGGCCGUGGGGCGCUGAACCGGUGAUGGUCAGGAUGGAGGAGGUGGCGGUGAAGCAAGGCUUCCUGCAUCUUCAGCAGCAGCAGACCUUCGGCAAGAAGUGGCGCCGAUUCACAGCCGUGUUAUAUGGAGAGUCUGGCUGUGCCCUGGCCAGACUGGAGCUCCAGGAUGGCCCAGAGAAGACCCGGCGAGGAGAGGCCACUCGGAAGGUUGUCCGCCUCAGCGACUGCUUACGGGUGGCUGAGGCAGGCAGUGAGGCCAGCAGUCCCCGGGACACCAGUGCCUUCAUCCUGGAGACCAAGGAGCGUCUGUACCUGCUGGCAGCCCCCUCAGCAGAGCGCAGUGACUGGAUACAGGCCAUCUGCCUGUUGGCUUUCCCGGGGCAGAGGAAGGAGCCCUCAGGACUGGAGGAAAAGAAGGACAGACCCUGCAUGGAGGAGAAUGAAUUGUAUAGCAGCUCUACUACAGGGGUGACCUGUAAGGAAUAUGCUGUGACCAUGAGGCCCACAGAAGCCAGUGAGCGGUGCCGGCUCCGAGGCUCCUAUACCCUCAGGGCCGGGGUGAGUGCCCUGGAGCUAUGGGGUGGCCCUGAGCCAGGCACACAGCUAUAUGACUGGCCCUACAGGUUUCUUCGGCGCUUUGGGCGUGACAAGGUGACCUUUUCCUUCGAGGCUGGCCGACGCUGUGUCUCUGGAGAAGGCAGCUUUGAGUUUGAAACAAGACAAGGCAAUGAGAUCUUCCAAGCCCUAGAAGAGGCCAUUGCUGCCCAGAAGAAUGCCGCCCCUUCUGGGCCUCCAACCCUGCCAGCCACAGGGUCCAUGAUGGCCACCGUGCUGCCUCGGCCCGAAAGCCCCUACUCCCGGCCCCACGACUCUCUGCCUUCUCCUUCCCCUGGCACACCGGUGCCCGGCAUGAGGCCAGGGGGCCUCGAGGGCGAAUAUGCCGUACCCUUCGAUACAGUGGCUCUCUCCCUGGGGAAGAGCUUCAGGGGCAUCCUGAAAGGUCCUCCACGGCUCCUUCCUGACCCGCUCUACGACAGCAUCCAGGAGGGUCCUGUGGCCCCUCCACCCGACCAUAUAUACGACGAGCCUGAGGGCGUGGCUGCCCUCUCCCUCUAUGACAGACCACGGGAGCUCCAGGGGGAGACGUGGAGGGAGCAGGCCACUGCUGAUGGGGGUCCCAACCCACUCCAGCAAGACUCCUCUGUGCCUGGCUGGCCACAGGUAACGGAGUAUGACAAUGUCAUACUUAAAAAAGGCCCAAAGUAAGGGGGGUGGCUGGGAGAAGGAAGAUGUGGUCCCCAGGGAGGUCUUUGGAAGCUGUGGAGGGGGUUUCUGCUGGAGUCCUUUUGGUCAUUGCCCCGUCCUGAGCCCUAGGCUUGGGCUGCAGUGUUUGCUUACAGUGUGAGUCACCAGCCCAGAGCAGGAAGAGGGCCCUGGAGGGACCCACCCUCCUCCUACGACUUUUCCACUUCCUCUCCCUGCCUUGGGUCUAAAGGGAACUUAGGCCAUUUCUGUUAGGAGACAAAAGGAUUUCCACAGAUCCCCUGGUUCCUUGGCUUGUGUGGGCCUCCCACCUACAGAUGUUCCCUCCCUGGGACAACCCUGGCUUCCGGUUAGCAGGGAGGGUGGCUGUCGUCCCUCAACCUCUAGUCAUUAAACUCAUUUUAAACUGC
Molecule: messenger RNA, 5795 nt
Organism: Peromyscus californicus insignis
Lineage: Eukaryota; Metazoa; Chordata; Mammalia; Rodentia; Cricetidae
Gene: Dok2
Product: docking protein 2
Exons: 5
Coding region: 4147-5388 (413 amino acids)
Biological process (GO): cell surface receptor protein tyrosine kinase signaling pathway; positive regulation of MAPK cascade
Cellular component (GO): cytoplasm
Source: RefSeq, a predicted model, not a curated record